This is a messenger RNA of Rotaria socialis, 1728 nucleotides long. Lineage: Eukaryota; Metazoa; Rotifera; Eurotatoria; Philodinida; Philodinidae. The record is from the annotation of a GenBank genome assembly.
AUGAUUGGUACGACUCAUGAAUCCAUGUUUUUCAUUUCACAAGUUGGUUCUAAUACCGCCAAUAAUCACGAUGACUAUCCAUGGAAAGACUAUGUCGAUCAACGAUUUCGAGAUAUACCAGUGAUUCGCGUACAAUCAUUUGAACAACAUGCAAAUACAUUGUAUGCUAUUCAGAAAAAAGAUGCUCUUAAAUUAGAAAAUGAAUUACGCGAAAAAGACUAUCGUCUAUUAUCAUCGUCUCAAAGUUUCAUGCAAUAUGCUUGUCAUAAAGAUGAACUUUAUACAAAAGCUGAUGGAUACAUGUUACGAACGCAAGCAUAUACUGAAAUAACAAACUUCAAUCAACCGAAUAAUAAUGAAACUGUUCAACAUCUCUUGAAUAUACAUACUAAUCGAAUUAAAUCUUUACUCGACUAUUUUUAUGACGAACAAGCGAUUACAUCAUUUCAAUAUGAACAAAUGCAUGUUGAACGUUCCGUCUGUCAAUUAGAUUAUCUUUUCUUUACUCCUGAUAUCACACAUCCAAAUGGACAAGUUACAUUUGAACCUAUCACGAUAUCAAGCUUAAGUCCAUUUAUGCCUAUUUGUCGAUAUUUACAUCGUUUACUCGCUCCGAUCUAUUAUAAUAAAGUAGCUUGUUUCAUUACAAUCGAUAAAGGUACCGAUAUAAUACCUAGUCUAGAACACUAUCAACAACAAGGUCAUUUAAAACCUACGACUCAUCUGAUUACACUUCAUAUGAAUGAUCUGUAUACAUCAAUUACGCAUGAAAGCUUACUAAAAACUUUAAAACGUUUUCUAUCGGAAUUCGCUGUCGAAGGUACGAUUCAAGGUAUGACCCACGCCGCUAUUCUUACACUAACUGAAUGUCUUCUUCAUCAUCAAUAUUUUGUGUAUCGCAAUUGUAUCUUUCGACAAGUGAAAGGAGGUGGUACGGGCCUCUAUCUUAUACAUAUUCUCAUCGAAAUUUAUUUAUUCUAUUGGCAACAACCAUUAAGAAUGUAUCAAAAUCAACGUGAAAUUUUCGUACGUUGUUUCGAUCAUUUAUUUCUAACAUGGAACGAACCACUAGAGAAACUUGAUGAAAUUUUAAAUAUGAUGGAUCAUUUUGAAACAUCAAUUUCGUACCAAAUCAAUAUACAAAUAAAAGAAAUUCGUUAUCUUGAAGUUAAAAUUAGACAUCUCGAAGAUCAUACAUUCUAUACCUCGAUCUAUCAUGACUGGAAGUAUGAACCAUUUGCUUUGCCUAUCCUGAGGAAUACAUUGUCACUUGCACCACCGUCUAUUUUUCGACUGGCUCUCGUACGUGCUGUUCUAUGUUAUUCACAACUUCAAGACUUUGAUAUUGAACAACAAUAUAUUGAAUAUUCAUUUUUAUUUCAUCGAUAUUCUUUUAAAUCUAUACGUGCAUUAGUCAAAGAAUUUCUUUGUGAGUUCAACGCUACUGAUCUAUUAGUAUCACACAAUCAAAUGACGUAUGAUAAACUUCGUCAAGCUGUUCUUGAAUAUCGUCAACACAGAUUAGAACUACAACGCGAGCGUCUUGAUGAAGACCAGAAAGCAUGUAUUUGGUAUAUUCAUACACGAUUAAAAGGUGCUGCCUUAUCUCAUGCCAAACGAAAUCCAAUUCAAUUGUUACCAGAUUGCUUUCAAAAUUUUUCAGAUAGUUUGAAAGGCAUCAAACUUGAAAUUAUUGGUAUACCCAAUUAUCCAUCUAAUACAUUAUAA